AUGGCCGCCGACCCCGAGAGCCUGGACGUCGAGCUGGCUGCGGCCGUCUUCAAAGAGAUGGGAGACGUGAUAGAGGAGGAGGCAAAACUCAGACAAGCCGAGGUUUUUGAGCUGGUUCCAGAUGACGAGCGGCAGUGUUACAAGUGCAAAACGACCUGUUUCCUGUCGGCGCUGACCUGCUCCUGCAGCCCCGACCGCCUGGUGUGUCUCCACCACACCAAGGACCUCUGCGACUGUCCGCUCGGCCACAAGUGUCUUCGGUAUCGCUACGACCUGGAGGAGCUCCCCUCCAUGCUGUACGGCGUGAAGACCCGGGCGCAGUCCUACGACACCUGGGCCAAAAGGGUCACCGAGGCCCUGGCAGCAGACCAGAAAAAUAAGAAAGAUCUCAUCGAGCUGAAGGUUUUGCUGGAGGACGCGGAGGACAGGAAGUACCCCGAGAACGCCUUCCGCCUGCGCUCUGAGAGCAGCCGCAGUCGCAGUAAACUGACGGUGGACGAGCUCAAAGCCUUCGUGGAGCAGCUCUUCAAGCUGCCCUGCGUCAUCAGCCAGGCCCGACAAGUCAAAGAGCUGCUGGAGAAUGUGGAGGACUUCCACGAGCGAGCCCAGGUGGCGCUGUCCGACGAGAUGCCCGACUCCUCCAAGCUGCAGGCCCUGCUGGACCUGGGCAGCGGGCUGGACCCUCACCGCGUCACCCUGGAGCUGAUGAAGAGGCUGAUCGACUCGGGCGUGGGCCUGGCCCCGCACCACGCCGUGGAGAAGGCCAUGGCCGAGCUGCAGGAGGUCCUCACCGUCUCUGAGAGAUGGGAGGAUAAGGCCCGCGCCUGCCUGCAGGCCAGCAUGGUGACCCUGGAGAGCAUUGUGCUGGAGGCCCGGAACAUCCCGGCCUACCUGCCCAACAUCCUGGCCCUGCGCGAGGCCCUGCAGAAGGCCAAGGAGUGGACCUCCAAGGUGGAGGCCAUCCAAGUGGGCAGCAGCUACGCCUACCUGGAGCAGCUGGAGUCCCUGCUGGCCCGCGGGCGCUCCAUCCCCGUGCGGCUGGACCCGCUGGCCCAGGUGGAGUCCCAGAGCAAGCGGAAGCGCGUGAAGGAGCUGAUGGAGAAGGAGCGGGGCGGCUUCGACCCCGAGGCCCUGAGCGACCUGGAGGAGAGCCUGGAGGAGGUGCGGGACCCCUCCACCGUGGUGGCGGCCUUCAAAGCCAAAGAGCAGAAAGAAGUGGAGGCCAUCCACUCGCUCCGGGCCGCCAACCUGGCCAAGAUGGCCAUGGCCGACCGCAUCGAGGAGGUCAAGUUCUGCCUGUGCCGGAAGACGGCAAGCGGCUUCAUGCUCCAGUGCGAGCUCUGCAAGGACUGGUUCCACGGGGCCUGCGUGCCUCUGCCCAAGACGGGGACCCAGAAGAAGGCGGGCGCGGGCUGGCAGAGCAACAGCAAAGAGGCCAAGUUCCUGUGUCCACUGUGCCAGCGCUCGCGGCGGCCGCGGCUGGAGACCAUCCUCUCGCUGCUGGUGUCCCUGCAGAAGCUGCCCCUGUCCGUGCUGAGCCAGCGAAUGGUGGAGCAGGCGGCCCGGGAAAAGACCGAGAAGAUCAUCAACGCUGAGCUGCAGAAGGCCGCAGCCAACCCAGACCUACAG
This is a messenger RNA of Menidia menidia (Atlantic silverside), 1629 nucleotides long. NCBI's taxonomy places the organism in Eukaryota, Metazoa, Chordata, Actinopteri, Atheriniformes, Atherinopsidae. The record is from the annotation of a GenBank genome assembly.